Molecule: messenger RNA, 3060 nt
Organism: Chaetomium fimeti
Lineage: Eukaryota; Fungi; Ascomycota; Sordariomycetes; Sordariales; Chaetomiaceae
Product: vacuolar sorting protein 39 domain 1-domain-containing protein
Exons: 2
Coding region: 133-2904 (923 amino acids)
Biological process (GO): vesicle-mediated transport; endosomal vesicle fusion; autophagy
Cellular component (GO): fungal-type vacuole membrane; cytoplasm
Source: RefSeq, a predicted model, not a curated record
GGUAGGCAUUCGCAACCCCAAGCUCACAACACCAACAACAGCAGGCAGCUUCUUCUGACAAGUCGGCUCCGACAGCUCCUGAUGUAUCGAUAAUUGCGUUAAGCGCACGAACUUGACGAGCUGGCGGCCGCCAUGCUGUCCGCAUUCACAGCUCGACCCAUCAUCGAGCUCAAGCAACGGGACAAGUCCAAGAUCGAGUCCAUCUUAGCUUACGGCGACCGUGUUCUCGUUGGCCUCAACACAGGCUCCCUGCGCAUCUACCGAGUCAACGAGCCAGUUACUCCUCCCGACGCGAAGCCCGACGAGAAGCCCGCCGACAGCACAUUAGCCGCCCAGGCGCAAGUCGAAGACGCCGGUCCUACCAACUCUACCGAUCCUGCUAGCCCUACCGCAGCGACCUCGCAGGAUGGUCAACCACCGCCCACGCCCAAGGCGGCCAAGCCGACCGACCUCUUGCGAGAGGUAGAGAAGUUCUCGACGCGCGCCAUCGAGCAGCUGGCCAUAAUCAAAGAGGCCAACAUUAUCGUUUCGCUCUCCAACUACGCCGUUUCCAUCCACGACUACCAGACCUUCGAGCCCAUCGAGGCCCCGCUGUCCCGUACCAAGAAUGCCUCCACCUUUGCGGUGACGAGCAACGUCGUCGAAGACCCAGACACGGGCAUCCCCGAGAUUAUUUCGCGCCUGGCCGUUUCCGUAAAGCGUCGUCUGCUGUUGUGGUCAUGGCACGAGAGCGAGCUGUCGCCGGAUGUGGCGGAGAUUGUGCUGGCCGAGUCAAUCAGGUCCAUCACAUGGGCGAAUGCGACCAAGCUCGUCUGCGGCAUGAACAGCGGGUACGUCAUGGUUGAUGUGGAGGACGGCAGUGUUGAGGACAUCGUUGGACCCGGGGCUAUUGGAAACGCGGCCGGUGGCCAAGGGCGCUUUGGUGCCGUGAGCGCCGCCGGGAUGGGGUACAUGGGCCUCGGUGGCUACAUGCCGAAGCCACUGUCGGCCAAACUGGCGGAAGGGGAGCUCCUCCUCGCGAAAGAUAUCAAUACCUUGUUUAUCGAUGACUCAGGGAAGGCCAUCGAGAAGCGCCAGAUUCCAUGGCAGGCGGCGCCGGAGGGGAUCGGGUACAGCUACCCGUACAUACUGGCGCUUCAACCGCCGGCGAAAGGCAGCCUAGAAGUCCGCAACCCAGAUACCCUGAGUCUGUUACAGACUAUCGGUCUUCCUGGUGCCGCAUCACUUCAUUUCCCGCCCCCGACUGUCAGUUUGGCGCACGCCGGCAAAGGAUUCCAUGUCCUGAGCGACAGGGUGGUGUGGAGGAUGGAUGCCACGGAUUAUGAUUCCCAGAUUGAUGAACUGGUUAAGAACGGCAGACUUGACGAGGCAAUCAGCAUCCUGGGCAUGCUAGAAGAUGCGCUGCUCAAGAACAAGACGGAAACGUUACGGGAAGUCAAGAUGCAAAAAGCAGAGUUCUUGUUCCGCCAAAAGAAGUACCGCGACUCGAUGGAUCUGUUCAACGAGGAUGAAGUCGAUGCCCCUCCAGAACGGGUACUAAGGUUGUUCCCCAAGAUUAUUGCGGGAGAGCUAGGGGUUGAGGAAGAGAAGCAGGACGACUCGGAGCAGGACAGUGCCAACGGGAAAGCGGGCGAUGAACAGGAGACAAAGCCCGAUCUCGCCGCUCAAGUUGCCUCGCCCACUAGAGGUGGCGGGUUCGCUAAGUACCUUAUGGGCAAUCGAAAACUCAACCCCGAGACUGCCAGCAUAGCCUCAUCCAAGAAGGGUUCCGACGACGAGACAGCAAGCAUUAAGGGCAAGCCGAUGGACGAACAGUCCCAGACCGACAAAGACCUGAUGGCCGCCGUCCUGGGUCUCAACAGCUACCUAGCCGGCGCCCGCACGCGACUCCAACGCGUCCUCGACCCAACCACAGGCAAACUCAAACCGCGCAAGUCCGAGUCCGGCUCCACCGAAGAGGCCUUCAAGACCCUCCUGCUCUCGUCCCCAGACGAGAGCGACGAGCAGCUCGAGCGCGACCUGCAGUCGACCUUCCGGGUGCUCGACACGACGCUAUUCCGGGCCUUCAUGUACUCGCGGCCGACGCUGGCCAGCUCGCUGUUCCGCAUCCCCAACUUCUGCGACCCGGACGUCGUCAACGAGCGCCUGGUCGAGCACAACCGCUUCAACGAGCUGGUCGACUUCUUCUACGGCAAGAAGCUGCACCACCAGGCCCUCAGCCUGCUGCGCCGCUUCGGCAGCCCCGACGAGCCCGACGACGCCGCCCCGGCCCUGCACGGCCCGCAGCGGACCGUCAUGUACCUGCAGGGCCUGCCGCCCGAGAUGAUUGAUGUCAUCUUGGAGUUCUCCGAAUGGACGUUGAAGAAAGACCCCGAACUGGGCAUGGAGGUGUUCCUUGCCGAUUCCGAGAAUGCGGAGACGCUGCCUAGGGAUAAGGUUUUGGAUUUUCUAGAUGGUAUUGAUAUUGGGCUGGAGAUCCGAUAUCUGGAGCAUAUCAUCAACGAGCUGAAUGACUUGACGCCCGACUUCCAUGAUAAACUAGUGGAGCUGUUCAUCAAGCAGCUGGUGGACAAAGAGAAGGAGAGGGGGGAGGAGUGGGAUGCCCUAUUGGAGCGGCUAGUGAAGUUCUUGAGGGAGAGCAAACAGUACGGCCUGGGCAAGGCGAGGGGCUUGAUUCCCAAAGACGGUGAGUUUUCCACCGAAAGUCCUAACUUAAGGGGCUCGACUGACAAGUAUUCACCCAGACCCGCCGUUUUACGAAGCACAAGCCGUGGUGCUCAGCAAUAUGGGGCAGCACAGACAGGCACUAAUGAUCUACGUCUUCAAGAUGCAAGACUAUGCCAAAGCCGAAGAGUACGGUCCCACCACCUUCAUUCCCACCAUCCACCCAUCUCUUUUUACUAACCCUCUCUCCCACAGAUACUGCAACCACAUCCACAAAACCCAACAACCCCCCUUAGCCCCCACCCCAGCCCCCCAAGAAGCCGCCAAACCAUCCUCCCAACCACCCCCCCACAACCGCCGAAGAAAAGCCCUCCAUCUACCACACCCUCCUCUCCC